Molecule: messenger RNA, 7203 nt
Organism: Pedinophyceae sp. YPF-701
Lineage: Eukaryota; Viridiplantae; Chlorophyta; Pedinophyceae
Source: the annotation of a GenBank genome assembly
AUGAAUGAUCCUUUUCGCAUCUCCAACGGCGUUUCGGCCGCCGUUCCGCCGGCGCCAGGGUUCGUCCGUCGCCUCUCUGGCUCAGAGACGCGUCAGGAAUGCAUGGCGUGCGGCGCGCCGGCCGCCGUCGAGCUGUUGUACGGCCCUGGCGAGGCAGGCAGUAGUGAGCGCCUGCAGCUGGGAUCCGCGGUCAACGUGGCGGGACGAGCACUGCUCUGCAGCGUGGAAAGCGCCGAGCAGCUGCGGAAGCGCUUGGAGGACCAGCGCGAGGCGCUGGCGAAGAGGUCUCGCCCGGGCAGCUCGCCGGAGCCGCGCGCACAUAAUGUUUCAACCCAGGACGAGGGGGCUCAGCGCAACGGUCCCUCCGCCGAAACCGUCGAGGGAGAGGACCCGUUGGUGCAGCGCGUGGUCGGGCAGGUCGAGUGCAACGCGACGCAGGAGCACCGCCCGCACGGGCAGCAACUCGCCCCGGCACUCAGUUUGCCGUUGGAGGCAGACACGCCGUCUGAGGCUGGUGCUGCGUCCGAGGUUUCUUCCGAGGACGACAUCGCGGAGCUCUUCGCGCCGCAGCUGCAGGCCACGCCCGCGCGGGCCGCGAAACGGAAGCACUCUGCGAGCCCUGCUCCGUUGCCGUGGAGGGCGCCCUCCCGCCAGCGCGUGGCGCCGUCGCUGGCCGAACGGCUUCAUGAUAUUCAGGAUGAACUACACGAGGUGAAGGAGGGCCGGCGCACGAGUGAGGCGAACUUCAUCGUCAAAAAGGCCCUGCGCGCCGUGCUCGAUGUGCUGCCCGACGAGGCCUGGGCGAGGCCGCUGGUCGAUCGAUCAGCGCGCAGCCUAGGCGCACAGAGCUUCGUGAACCCGGGCGGCGCGGUCGAGCAGGUGAAGCAGACGGGCGACUUGGAGAAUUCAGAACUGCGGGAUCUACAAGAGCUCCUGCGGCUGCAUGGGUUCAACGAGCCACGCGACGCCGCGCCGUUCCUGGAGUCGAUCGAGUCGAAGCUGCGGGCGGAUGCGUUCAAGCGGGGGUGGCUCACGCGCGAGCCGGACUACGUCCACACGAAGCGCUUCAUUUGGCGGGAACAACUCAUUGCCGGGUUCCCGGACUGGGCGGGCGCCGCGGAGUCCGCGCUGGCUCUCUUGGAGGCACUGGAUGUGGACGGGUCUUUGUCGGAGAAUGGUAAGCUCGGGUUCUCGCUCGCGGAGAAGCACUGUCGCCUGGGGCGCAAGAGCUGGGCGGAGCGCUUCGCACGCGUCUGGCGGCGCAUUCGCUGGACCUGGGACCAUAUCCCGUGCUCGGCAUGUCGACCCGGCAUCGGGCCGCGCUCGAGGGAGUGGGCGGCGCGCAUCGAGAGGGCGAGAGACGAGUGCGACAUCGAGGCGCUGAAGAGGGGCAUCCUCUGGGUCCUGGACGAGGCGCUGCGGCCGGGCGCGCGGGUGCGGAAGCGGAUCCCGUCCGAGAUGGAGGGGCGCAAGCCGAAGGUGAAGCCGAGCGAGCUCAAGCGGCUGCAGAAGUGGACCCAGGCAGAGGAGCAAGAGUGGCGGAGGAACCUCCGCGAGUGCCGCGGUCCGAUCCGUCUCGGGAACCUCGUGUGGCAGCUCGACACAAAGCACAUGGACUAUCAGGAGUAUGCGUCCUCCGAUGACGACGACGACGACGACGCGCCCCGCCGCGUGAGCUUCUGGCUGGCGCCCACGAGGCCGGGGUCUGAAGCCUCCCCCGAGCGGAACACGGACCGCAGCGGCCCCGGGGGACCGUCGAGCGGCGCGGCAGCACGGAUGGAGAGCGAGGGCGUGGUGGACGACCGGUCUGAGAGGGCGGGGGGCGGCGGUACCGGGGUGGACGUUCCGCGCGUGAAGACGGAGCCGCAGGACGCGCUCGGCGUGAGCGGCGCGCCCGGAGGGCAAGCUCCACUGGGUCAAGAGCACGUGGGCGCUCUGGGCGGUCGGUGCGGUGCCGCCAGCUCGGCCACGCCCCCCCGCGGAGCCGUGGCCGGGCUGCUGGCGGCGAGAGGGCUGCUGAAAAGGGGCUCGGUUGCGCCGGCGGGCCAGGAGGCUUCGGGGCGCGGGGACGAAGGUCCGUCUGAGGUGGAGCAGUCGGGCAGGGCGGACGCCGCGGCGCUAGGGGCACCGAAGAUGCGGGCGCGGAAGUCGACGCUGGGCCCGCGGGACGAGCUGCCGAGGGAGAAGAUUGCGAAGGCGCGCAAGUCCGCGGCAGCGUGGAGCGACGUGAAGCUGGAGCGGCUGCGGAAGAAGAUCGAGGCGCUGGAGAAGCGCGUGCCGAACGCCAGGAAGAAGAAGAGACUGCGGCCGCGCGUGGUAGAGCUGUGGCCGCCGGGGCACGCGUCGGACGGCGAGCCGUGCAUGUCGCCGCAAGACAACUGGUCGGCUGAUGCGCCGGACACAGAGUCGGACGACGACUCCGCGCACAUUGUGAUGAGCGACGAGGAUCCGUGCGACGUGCCGAUCUUCAGGCUCGGCGCGGAGGUCCGCAAGCGCGCGGUGCCGUCCGCCACGUACACGUGGCAGGCAAACAUCACGUGCACCGCGCUACCCAAAGACGUCGGCUACGAAUACUACAUCCCGUUCAACGUGUACUUGGAAGACGUGCAGUCUGACGCGGACGACGAGAGGGAGUCAGGGGACGACCGGCGCGGCGGCGGCGGCGUCGGGGGGCCCGGUCCGAGCAACGGCGGGGCGCCAGGCAGCCGCAAGCCACGUGGGGGGCGCGGGGGAGGCCGUGGGGGCUCGGGACACUUCCCAGGGCGAUCCGCGCCGCGCACGCGCCCGGCGAGUGGCGCAGGGGCAUCGAAGGGGAAUGGUGGCGUGCGACGGCGUGUGUGCGGGGCGGCGACGGUGGCGGAGGUGGAGCCGUCUGUUGUUGCGUCGUCGGAGAAGCGCGCGGGCGCGGCACCGCGGCGGCGUGUUCGCAAGAGUCUGCAGCGGCCGCAACCGGGUCGGGACGCGCGAGAGCUCGGUGCGCAGCCGCUUGGCAUGUGGCACGCGGGGGGCUGUGGGAACGCAUUGCCCCCCCUGGCAGGCCCAGGGGUCGACGCGGUCGGCGGCGUCGCGACGGCCGUCGCUGCGCCUGCUGCCGCCGUGAAUGUGCUGCCAUUCCAGCCCGGCAAGCUCGCGGCGCUGCCGGCGUCGGUGUCGGCGAACACGGUGCACUCGGACGACACAGUGAUGCAAUGCGCGGCGGAGGAUGAGGUCGGCUCUGCGGAGACGCUGGCGACGCGCACCACGUCGGCGCCACCACCAGCGGCACCGGCUGCGCACUACUCAGCGGCGGGGGCCGCUGCUGCUGAAAAGCUUGCCAGCGUGUGUGCGCGCACUAUGAAGACCACGCAGGAAGGAACACGCCACGCGACGACCUCACCGGGCGCCGGCGGGCAGAGCGGCACGGGCGCUGCAGCGGGCGGGGGAGACGGCGGGUCGGCUGCGCGUGCUCCCGCCAAUGGCAGCAGCGGCGGCGCACCUGGCGGUCAAGGCGCAGGGGGCAGCGCGCAGCCUCGAGGGGGAGGCGCUAGAGCAGGCAAUGUCGGGGAGGCGCCUGCGUCCGAGCAGGAGGAGCGCGGCAACCCCUACUGGGUCAACGAGAACAUGGCAGUCGUGUGCAUUAGCUCUUCGUCUGAGGACGAGGCUGCAGGGACGGCCCGAAGGCGCGGAGAGGGGCCGGCUGGCGGAGGGCAGCCGAGCCGGCGACAGGUGCCGCCCGUGGUGGUGGUGACGCUGUCGGACACUGAUGAGGAGAUGGAGGGCGCUAGCGACGCGCCGGCGACGCGGGGGGGGGGGACGGCGCCAAGGCCCGCCGACGCCGAGGUCGGCGCGGCGCCGGCGACCAUGGCGGCGCGGGAGGCACCCGCGGCGGCGGACGAAGGUGUGUCGGGUCAGGGCGCGGCGAAUGCCCCCCCUCGUUUGCGAAUGCUCCCCUUCAUUCGCCAAGUGCCGUCGCUGGUUGCCAAGACGGCACGGACGCCGCUGCCGCCGACGAGACGCAAAGUGGCGAAGAAUGUGGGUCUGGAAGCGGGCCUUGCAAGCCUGGGAAAUCCGAUCGAAGUUGACGACCGCGACAGCGACGACGAUGGAAACAGCCACCGGGGCGAGCAGGGUCCAGCCAUCGGCGGCGCUGGUGGAGGUGGCGGCAAUGCGCGUACGCCUGAUACUGCUUCUGAUCGCGAGCAACAACUGGCCAAGAAGACUGCGUGCGGCACAGUGGAUGUGCGCAAGGGCGCCAGCAGGAACUCUCCCGCAGAGCGCGACGGACACGACGACAGCCGAGCUGUGUUGCCCGACUGCGUUGCGACGGAGAGAGCAGCGGCGGGCGGCAGCAGCGGGGACGACGAGCUUGGCGAGGACGGUGGGACGGGCUACGGUGCGACGAGAACUCCCCGGCGCCGCAUGUUCGCAGCGAAGACAGCGCGAACGCCGGCGGCAGAACCGGCCCCGGGCAGUCCUCGGCGCUAUCCCCUCGUCACCAAGGCGGCGCGGGGUCCCCCGGCUGUGGCAGCGCGGCAGGGGCCCGCAGCAGAGAAAGACGCGCCGGUCCGGGGCGCGGCCAGGUCCCCGCAGCGCUACAUGCUCGCCACCAAGGCGGCGCGGACGCCGCCGGCUGGACCUGUCGCGGAGGACGACGGGGCCAGGUCCCCGCGGCGCUACAUGCUCGCCACCAAGGCGGCGCGGACGCCGCCGGCUGGACCUGUCGCGGAGGACGACGGGGCCAAUACAUCUGGAGACGGCAGCGGGCAUCAGAGACGAGUGACGGACCAGAGAGACUGGCUGCCGAUGCGCAUCCCUGCACCGGGCGGUAUGCGGUUCGCAACGAAAGCGCCCCGACCAGCAGCACAGGCCGCUGACCCAGCAGGCGGGAGCAGCAGCGACGAGGACAACAGCGGUGGGGACUCUGGGGCGGAGGCUCAGGCUGACGAUGCGCGCCUGACUGCGCGGCGAAUGCUUCCCGUCGAGGACGACGAAGACGGCAGCAACGCGGACGGGUCGCCGAAACGCCCUCCGUCCCCUGGCGCCCGCGUCCUCCCAGCGCCCCCUCCUCCCGUCGACCUGUGCGAGGAGAUCGACGUUUCAAGCAGCGAAGAGGGCGACGACGAGCUCUACGACCGCAAGGUGAAGCUGUCGGUGGACGUGGAGCGCGAGGACGGGUCCCAGCCGCUCUGCACUGAGUGCGCACGGGUGCAGCCGACGCUGAUGCGGGCCGACGGGACGCAUCUGUGCGUGGCGUGCGCGCCGCGGUGGCUGCGGUCGACGGCCGCUGAGACGGCGCAGAGCUGCUGUGUCUGCCGUCACGCACGCGUGUCGCCUAGCUGGAUCAAGCAACCUGUCGGGAGCGGCCUUGUGUGCAUGCACUGCGCUUGCAUGACGUCGGCGCUCCUGCGGCGCCGCGAGUGUGCGUGUGGCGCCACGUCCGACGCGGCCGAGGACGGGCGCGCGCACGUGGCGCUGACGGACGACGGGGAGGCCGGGCAGUGGGUGUGCGACAGCUGCGUGGACGCGGUCCCGCGGCCGCCGGGGCCGGGGUGCCUGGAGUGCGGGCGCACGAGCAGCAAGGGCUGGGUGCCGGAUCCGCUGCGGGUGCUGCGAGGCCAGCCGUGGGGCCCGGAUCGCCUCUGCAUGGAGUGCCUGCCUGAGGCGGUGCAGAGCGCAGUCUGCUGCUACCGCACAUUGCUGAGUCAGAGACUGUCUGAUGCGAAGAAGCCAAUGUCCCUCGCGCUCACGGCCCGAUACCGCUUCAUGGCGGCGAACCGCGAGGAAGCGGCCGCCCAGCUGGGCUCGGAGGGACCCGGCGGAGGAAACAUCACGAGGGUGCUGCACCAGAUGUGGAACAAGCUGAGCGAGUCUGAGCGGCAGGAGUGGAUCGCGCGGGCAAGGAAGGAUCGGGAGAGGCAGGUGGAGCUGCGCGAGUCGUCUCCCGGGUCCGGUUCCGGCAGCCACGGCAGUGGUCCGUCGGAUGUCGCGCAGGGCGCAGCGAAGAAGCUGCCGCUCAAUCACGCUGGUGACGCGGCGGUCGCUUGCCCUGGGUGCGGCGAACGCGCGGCGUCCACGCUGGCUACGCGCACGAAGCACUUGAAGCCGCUGUGCGAGGCGUGCGUGCGCGCGUGGGUGGAGGUCGUGUGUGGGGGUCUGGUGUGCUCUCAGUGCAGCGCCCGGGUCGACUGGGACAAGGUGAACAAGGAGAACAAGGAGGCGAUCAACCCAGGCGAUGGUCGCGUCGUCUGCAUUGGCUGCGCGCCGGGCACCGGGCGCGCGAAGCGGCAGUGCCGCCUGCAGCAGCCAUCUGGGCUGCAGCAACCGGCGGCGAGGCACCGUGCGCGCGGGAACGACGGCCUUCCGGGGUGCAUCUGCGACAAGAUCCGCGGCGAGGACACCGGCGUCGGCAAGGCUGGGGAGGCGUUCAGGCUAUGGAAGUUGGACAAUCCUGACACGUGGUUGGCGCAACACGCCGACUGCCUGUGGGAGGCGAUGCUGUUGACGGACUGCAUGCCGCCGACGCGCCUUCAGGUCGAGCGCAUCCCGGGCAAGGGCUGGGGCCUUGUCGCGCGCGAGGCCAUUCCCAAAAACAGCUUCGUGAUGGACUUUGGCGGAAUAUUGAUGGCGGAGGACAAGGUGCUCGAACACGACGCGCAGGUGUCGUACCGGCGGAGCGUGCACUCGAACAACUUCGAGAUCUGGUCGCGCGACGUGUCGAAGAAGCUCAUCCUGGUGCCCACGCGGUAUGGCAACGCAGCGCGUAUGAUGAACCACGCCUGCGCGGACGGGACGAUCGACUCCGGGUACCAGAACCCGUGUCCGCGCGCGAUUGAGAAGCUGCAGCGGCUCGCGAAGGAGCUGGGCAUCGAUAGCGAGAACAAGCGGGCCGAUCCGAACAAGAUCCCGGAGGGGGGUAUUGUUCCGCCUUAUACCUACCUGAGCGCGGCGGACCACAUCGACAGGUUGCGCCGGCUCGGGACGGGCAGCGUGCUUCCGGACCUUGACAAGCUCCGGGAGGACGGCCGCGCCACGGGGUGCCGCGCGGCGCUCCGGAAAAUCAACUGGGAGGCCAAACCGGUGUUUUUCACGGUGACGGACGUGCCCGAGGGGGCGGAGCUGGUGUACAACUACAACAUGAAGCUCGACGACGGGCGGUCGCAGCACGACGUGGGGAAGAAGCGCUGCAAGUGCGGCGCACCGGGGUGCAAGGUGUGGGUGCUGUAG